UGUGACUGUCCCCCGAUGUCACCUGUCCCCAGGUACCUGAAGCAGAUUUCCGAGCUCUCCUUCACGGACAAGGCGCAGCUGGAAAAGUUCAACCUGCUCAAGGGUUACAACCUGGAGGAGGAGAUGAGGAGCCUCAGGGACCUUCUGGAAUCCACCCCAUCCCCGGUGGUCUUCUGCCACAACGACGUCCAGGAGGGGAACAUCCUGCUCCUGGCGGGACACGAGGCCUCGCCCUCGGACAAGCUGAUGCUCAUCGACUUCGAGUACAGCAGCUACAACUACAGGGGCUUCGACAUCGGGAACCACUUCUGCGAGUGGGUUUACAACUACACCCACGACUCCUGGCCCUUCUUCAAGGCCUCCCCGGAGAACUACCCCAGCCGCCAGCAACAGCUGCAUUUCAUCCGGCACUACCUGUCGGAGGACUCGGGGCGCCGCGGGGACACCACGCACGAGGAGCAGGUGCGGAUCGAGGAGGAGAUGCUGACCGAGAUCAACCGGUGAGGGGGGCAUGGGGGGUGGCCCUGUGCCCG
Messenger RNA from Neopelma chrysocephalum (saffron-crested tyrant-manakin), 533 nucleotides. RefSeq names its product choline/ethanolamine kinase-like. Bases 16 to 504 code for a protein of 162 amino acids. Gene Ontology annotation, molecular function: choline kinase activity; ethanolamine kinase activity. Lineage: Eukaryota; Metazoa; Chordata; Aves; Passeriformes; Pipridae. The transcript is spliced from 5 exons. Gene Ontology annotation, biological process: CDP-choline pathway; phosphatidylethanolamine biosynthetic process. Gene Ontology annotation, cellular component: cytoplasm. The record is from RefSeq and is a predicted model, not a curated record.